Messenger RNA from Ziziphus jujuba (common jujube), 2876 nucleotides. Its product is annotated as G-type lectin S-receptor-like serine/threonine-protein kinase At1g34300. Gene Ontology annotation, biological process: protein phosphorylation; recognition of pollen. Gene Ontology annotation, molecular function: protein serine/threonine kinase activity; ATP binding. The transcript has a single exon. Lineage: Eukaryota; Viridiplantae; Streptophyta; Magnoliopsida; Rosales; Rhamnaceae. The coding region runs from base 101 to 2710 and encodes 869 amino acids. The record is from RefSeq and is a predicted model, not a curated record.
UUUUUUUUUUUUUGUACAACUUUGUUAAUUAAUCACUGUCCAUGGCGGCUUUGGACAGUUUCCUUUCUUCAAGGGAAGAUUCAUGGUAAGUCAAUAGUCUAUGCGGUCAAUGCACGGCAGAGAAGUCAAAUCCAAUCAACCAGAAAAAAAUCAAUCCGCCAUUAAAACCAACCCGGCAUAUCUUCUUCUUCCUCUGCUAAUCAAAACCUCCCAUUUUCACAACCAACCAAAACAAUUAAAAAAAAAAAAAAAAAAAACCACCAUGUCUUCCAUUUCAGUGUUCCUCUUCUUCAUCUUCUCUGUCUUCCUUCUCUCUAACCCAUCACCAUCUUCUGCUCAGAACAAUCAAUCAUCAUCUUCCUCCUUUUCCUUCUCAGACUCCCCAUGGAGUCCCGCCGACAAGAAAACACUUCUCUCUCCCAACUCCGACUUCGCCGCCGGUUUCCGACAACUACCCACAAGCCCAAACCUCUACACCUUCUCAAUCUGGUACAACAAAAUCCCACAAAACGUCACCGUCGUGGUAUGGUCUGCCAAUCCCAAAUCUCCAGUGGGUAGCUCCGGCGAACUUGUCAUCACCAACUCCGGCGAACUCAUUCUAAGAAAUUCAUCAAGGGGUUUGAAUUUAUUACCAGUAAAUGCUACUGGUGGGAAUUCCAACACCUCCACACUCGUCUUAAACAACGAAGGUAAUCUGGUUUAUGAGAAAUGGCAGAGUUUCAGCUUCCCAACCGAUACAAUCGUCGCGAACCAAGACAUGUCGAAUUCAACCGUGAGAGAUAUUGUCUCGGAGAAUGGGAAAUUCAAAUUCUCCCACUAUAAAGAAUUACUUUUCAACUCCUCUGAUAGUUAUUGGAAAGCUCCCAACCGUUUCGGAACUCUGGAUUCCGAUGGGAAAAUGGAGCAGGAAAAUGGAGGAUCGUUCUUCUGUUCGGAUUUCGGUCCCAAGGCCCUGCGAAGAUUGAGUCUGGACAACGAUGGGAAUCUUAGAAUCUUCAGCUUCGAUAGCAAUACAAAUCAAUGGGUCAUCGUUUGGCAAGCGAUACACGAGCAGUGCAGAGUCCAUGGAACUUGCGGACCCAACGCCAUCUGCAUGAAUGACGGUUCAAAUUCAACCACUUCUUGUACCUGUCCACCUGGGUUCAAACCCAGCGUUGGUGGAACAGUUGAAGUUGAAGGGUGUUCGAUUAAAAUCCCAUUCGACAAAGAACCUCAGAACACCCAAUUUUUAAAGCUCGAUUAUGUCAAUUUCACAGGCGGGACGAACCAGUCCUCGGUGAAAGCCACAAACUACAGCCAAUGCGAAUCCAGGUGCUUCAACAACCCAAAUUGUCAAGGAUUCAUGUUCAAAUAUGACGGACAAGGUUACUGCGUUCUUCAGCUCCAUCGGAUGCUAUACGGAUACUGGUCACCAGGUAGCGAAACCGCCAUGUUCCUCCGCUUGCAUAGAUCCGAAACUGACAAAUCCAACUUCAUCGGCAUGACUGAGUUGCUCGAAACCACAUGCCCAGUUAAGAUAAAGCUUCCACUACCACCAAAAGAAUCCAGCACCACAACCAGAAACAUAGUCAUAAUCUGUACUCUCUUUACGGCAGAGCUCAUAGCUGGUGGGCUUUUCUUCUGGGUCUUCCUCAAAAAGUACAUCAAGUACAGAGACAUGGCUCGGACUUUCGGUCUCGAAUUGCUUCCCGCCGGCGGACCCAAACGGUUUUCUUAUGCAGAGCUCAAAACGGCCACCAAUGGGUUCUCCAAUCUCAUCGGGAAAGGGGGUUUCGGAGACGUUUACAAAGGGGAAUUGCCCGACCACCGUGUCGUCGCCGUGAAGUGUUUGAAGAAUGUCGCCGGAGGAGACGCCGAUUUCUGGGCUGAGGUCACCAUUAUUGCUCGUAUGCACCACCUGAAUUUGGUCCGUCUAUGGGGGUUUUGCGCAGAGAAAGGUCAACGGAUUCUGGUCUACGAGUACGUGCCAAACGGUUCACUGGAUAAAUACCUCUUCCGAAAGGAUCGGUUCGGGGCUCCUAACCCGGGUACGGAAAUGGAUACGGGGACGGAAACGGAUGCUCUCGUCGAUCCAAAUGAAAAACCGAUUCUCGAUUGGAGCAUACGGUAUCGUAUCGCGCUCGGUGUGGCGAGGGCAAUUGCGUACUUGCACGAGGAGUGUUUGGAGUGGGUCCUACAUUGCGAUAUCAAGCCGGAGAAUAUCUUAUUGGGUGACGAUUUUUGCCCCAAAAUAUCGGAUUUCGGGUUGGCCAAGUUGAAGAAGAAAGAAGAUAUAGUGAGCCUUUCGAAUAUACGUGGGACCCGAGGGUACAUGGCACCGGAAUGGGUGAAGAUGGACACGAUCACAUCCAAAGCUGACGUGUACAGCUUUGGGAUGGUUUUGUUGGAGCUGGUUGGUGGGGUCAGGAACAAUCAGGCGCAAGGAUCAUUGAUGACGCACAGUGAGGAUUUUUAUUUUCCUGCUUGGGCAUUUGAUAAGGUAUUUAAGGAAGUAGCGGUGGAAGACAUCUUGGACCUUCGGAUCAAGGAUUGUUAUGAUAGCCGGGCCCAUUUUGAUAUGGUCAAUCGCAUGGUGAAGACCGCGAUGUGGUGCCUGCAAAGUCGACCGGAGAUGAGGCCGUCUAUGGGAAAGGUUGCUAAGAUGAUUGAAGGAACGGUGGAGAUCACCGAACCCAAAAGGCCCACCAUAUUCUUCCUUGCAGAUGAUUAAUGUUUAGUUUCUUUUCCUUUUUUUUUUUUUGGGGGGUAAUUAGAUGAUUAAUGUUUACUUAGUUAAAUUGCAUUUUGAUUUUCAUUUGGUGUAACUUUUUCCAAUAAAGUGUAAAAAAUGAAGUAUCUCUAUUCACAACCACUAUGCAAAAAUUGAUAUUUAACGA